GACGUAAUAAAGAUAAGGUUAUCUAAAAAAUAAUACGUAACAUAUUUAAAUAAAAUUUAAACAAUGAAGUCGUACAUCUUAUAUAUUUCGUUUUUAAUAACUCUCUCAACUGCAGACAAUAUCAUAGAUGUGGACUGGGAUUACCUGAUCUUUGUUGAGCGCUGGCCAAUUACCGUAUGUAUAGAAUGGCACGAUAAGAACGUAAAAAAUAAUUGUACAAUACCUGUAAAUAACGUACAAUGGACAAUACACGGAAUUUGGCCAACAAAAAUAGGUACGGAUGGCCCCUCUUUUUGCAAUAAAGCAUGGCCUUUUAAUGAAACAAAAAUCGAAAAAAUCGAAGAUGAACUGAAACAGUAUUGGACAAACAUCGAAGAGAAUACUGGAUUAAUAUCUUUGUGGAAACACGAAUGGUUAAAACAUGGUACUUGUGCGGCUACAUUAAACUUACUUGACAAUGAGUAUAAAUAUUUUAAUCAGGGUUUAGAUUGGGUUAAAAAAUAUUCUGUAGGGGAAAUUUUAAAAAGAAAAGGUAUUGUUCCUAACAACACUGGAUAUACAAUUCAAGAAAUUAACGAUGUUUUAACCCAAGAAUUAAAUACCACGGUUAUAAUUCAAUGUGUUGUUCAAGCACACACAAAAAUUUCACUUAUUAGUGAAAUAAGAAUGUGUUUUGAUAAAUCUUUGAAUUUAAUUGGGUGCGAUUUUGAUACCUUAAAGUAUUUAUUUACAGAUAAUAUGAUGUACAAUUAUGAAUCAUCAGGUAUUUUUACUAAUUGUAACUUAAAAAAGCCUGUUAUGUACUUAGAUAGUAUUCCAAGGGAGUUGCAAGAUAAAUAUGAUCAAGUUGAUAACUUAGAAAAAUUGAUUACAUUAUAUAGGGUUAUUAAAUUUUUAAUAUGGUAUACACUUUAGUUUAAUUAUUAUUAA
Molecule: messenger RNA, 930 nt
Organism: Onthophagus taurus
Lineage: Eukaryota; Metazoa; Arthropoda; Insecta; Coleoptera; Scarabaeidae
Gene: RNaseX25
Product: Ribonuclease X25
Biological process (GO): RNA catabolic process
Cellular component (GO): extracellular region
Molecular function (GO): ribonuclease T2 activity; RNA binding
Source: RefSeq, a predicted model, not a curated record